UACAGGCUGCUGGGGAAGCUCCCCGAUCCCCCAGCAAGCCGGUGCCUGAAGGCCACACGGAGGAGGCCAUCUGGGAGUUCUACCACGGGGAAAGGUGGUGCUGGUGGCCCCUCGGCCCCGGCUGCCGAUGCUCCAGCUCUCCCAGGUCACCUCCUCGCUGCUCAUCAGCAACGCCAAGGCUGCCUGCAACGAGGAGCUGCUCAGGAGGGAGGGAGUCACCUUCUGCGUGAAUGUCACCAGGCAGCAGCCCUUCCCCGACCUCCAGCAGGUCCGGGGCAUCCGUGUGCCCGUGUUCGACGACCCGGCCGAGGACCUGUACCGGUAUUUCGGGCAGUGCAGCGACGCCAUCGAGGAGGCCGUGAAGAGCGGCGGGAGGUGCCUGGUUUACUGUAAGAACGGCCGCAGCCGGUCGGCCGCCGUCUGCACCGCCUACCUCAUGAGACACAGACAGCUCCCGCUCCAGGAUGCCUUCCAGGCUGUGAAGGCUGCCAGACCAGUAGCAGAACCCAAUGCAGGAUUUUGGUCCCAGCUGCAGAGAUAUGAAGAAGAUUUGCAGAUACCAAAGCAGCCUGAUCUGCUGAGCAAAGGACUUAAAAAUAGCAAUGUGUGAAGAUGCUUUAAAGAGAGUUGAGUGGGUUGCUACAGAUUUAAAUAAGUUAAGGGAAAAAAAAGUUACUUCAUACACUUCAUAUAUCUCCUAUAAAUAAAAUGCCUUACCCCCCAAAUGGGGCUGAUUAAAUUAAUUCAGAGCGUGACCACUGAAGGUGCCUGGGAAAGGGGCAGAUAAUCAGGAGAAACAGCAGAAAGGGCUGUAAACAAACCAGAGAAAGGCAUGGCAUCUUCAGCGUCUAUUUCUUCCUGACCAACACUGAAUAUGAUAAAAAUGUAUUGAACGAAUUAAUAAGUUACUACAUAGGGGUUUUACUCUUGGUUUUUAACUGAACUUCUCAGUGACGUUACAAGAAGACCUAAUGCCAGACCAAGGAAGUUUUGAAUUUCUAUCUCUCCUACUGGAUCAUAAUUCACGUUCAUGAGACGACACAAACUUUGGUGAGAAACCAACACUGGAAAUGCUUAGUCUCUGCCUCAGUUCUGCAUUUUCUUUAUGUUCAACAUAGACCAAAAACACCAUCACAAAAUUACCUAAAAACCCGGAGGAAAGAAUAUACAGAGUUCAGCUCCCACCAAGCAAGUUAAGGGUCUUUUCAGCUUUUGAAAUUAUUCUCCAGAAUACCAAAGGAAUGCUUUUAAAAACAAUAGCUGAUAGUGGAGGGUAGAAGAUGACACUGGCAAUCUAAAAGUAAUACUUUUUGCUUUACCUACUAAGUCCAACAAGAUCUGUCAGUGGCCAGUGCAUGUCUUCAUAUGUCAGUUCACAAGUCAGCUGUAUCUGCAUGCAAACGACACGGCUACAUCAUUUCUGCUCAGACUGCUUGCAAGGCACCCUGUGAAACUGUCUACUGGGAUAUCAAGGAACCUGCAUGGAACUUCUAAAUCAGACUACAAUUAUGUUUAUCAUAAGACAUUAAAAGAUGAGAGAAACACCAA
This is a messenger RNA of Calidris pugnax (ruff), 1548 nucleotides long. RefSeq names its product dual specificity phosphatase 28-like. Gene Ontology annotation, molecular function: MAP kinase tyrosine/serine/threonine phosphatase activity. The transcript is spliced from 2 exons. Gene Ontology annotation, biological process: protein dephosphorylation. Gene Ontology annotation, cellular component: cytoplasm. The record is from RefSeq and is a predicted model, not a curated record. Bases 128 to 610 code for a protein of 160 amino acids. Lineage: Eukaryota; Metazoa; Chordata; Aves; Charadriiformes; Scolopacidae.